Molecule: messenger RNA, 1047 nt
Organism: Peniophora sp. CBMAI 1063
Lineage: Eukaryota; Fungi; Basidiomycota; Agaricomycetes; Russulales; Peniophoraceae
Source: the annotation of a GenBank genome assembly
AUGUCUUCAGAAGUCACGAAAAAGCGUCUUGUACUCUCGAUAAUCGAGUUCUUGAACUCGUCACUGGCGGAUGGGACCGUGAAGGAGGACGAUAAGGAGUCGUUGGAGGUCGCCGUUCAGUGCAUCGGCGAAGCGUUCGGCGUCGAUCCCAGCUCGCCCGAGGCGUCCAAACUCACGAUUGCACCGGCUACUCUACCAUCGGUCUUUGAUCUCUAUUUGAAGACUCGUGACCGUCUCUCUGGAUCUGCGGCAUCUACUUCUGCGCCCAGUGCGCCGGCUCCGAAGUCGGGACCGAGCGAGGAGGAUAAGAAUCUCGCGGAAGCGGCUAAGCGCCAGGGCAACGCAUCUAUGUCUUCACGUGACUACGACUCAGCAAUCGAGCACUACACCGAGGCCAUCAAGCACGACGACACGAACCCGAUCUACUUCUCGAACCGCGCGGCCGCACAUUCAUCAAAGCAGGACCACCUUUCGGCAAUCGGGGACGCGGAGCGUGCCAUCGCUCUUGACCCAACUUUCGUCAAGGGAUACUCGCGUUUGGGCCACGCACAGUACAGUCUCGGAGACUACGAGGCGGCGAAGGAGGCGUUCGAGAAGGGAUUGAAGCUCGAGCCCGGCAACACGAGCAUGCAGACUGGUCUUGCGAACUCGAGCGCGCACAUCUCCGCCGCAUCUACCUCUCGCUCGCCCGAGAGGACAGCCAGCCCCAGUGCGCCAGCUGCACCCGCAGCAGGCAUGGGAGGCAUGCCGGAUCUCAGCUCACUGGCAGGCAUGUUUGGCGGCGGAGGUGCCGGUGGUGCUGGAGGCGGCAUGCCCGACAUCGCGAGCUUGAUGCAGAACCCGAUGCUCAUGCAGAUGGCUCAACAGAUGAUGCAGAAUGGCGGACUCGAACGCCUUAUGAAUAAUCCUGCACUGGCCAACAUGAUGAACCGCGCGCAAUCAGGUGGCGGAAUGCCUCCGAUGGAAGAGCUCAUGCAAGACCCCGCUAUGCGCGAUCUGGCAUCUCAAUUCGGCGGGAUGGGCAGGGGGGCAGGGGCAGGUUCAUAG